AUGGCAAAAUACAUUCUGGCCGUCAACGCCGGCUCAUCCUCUGUCAAAGUCACGUUCUAUGCAUACGAGAACCCGCCAAGAGCAAUCGCCGAUGCCCAGGUGUCAGGUAUCACUGCCCCACCACCAGCAUUUAAGUACCGGCGCGGCCCUGAGAAAAUCCAAGAGGACCUGAAGCAGAAGCUGAAUACGCCCCAAGAUGCGUUCAAAUAUAUUCUGCAGCGCUGCUUCAAUGACCCCGAGCUUGCCGAGGUCGCUAGCGAGGCUGAUCUCGCAUACAUAUGUCAUCGGGUAGUUCAUGGAGGAGACUACAAAGAAGCAGUCACAAUCAACGAUGAAAGCUUGCAUCAUCUGGAGGAAUUAGAAGAUCUCGCUCCGUUGCACAAUUUCUCCGCACUGGAGAUCAUUCGCCUCUGCAAAAAAGAGCUUCCAAGCGUCGCCAGCAUCACCUUUUUCGACUCCGCCUUCCAUCAGACUAUGCCCGCCCACGUGAAGACAUAUCCUAUCGACCAGGAAAUCGCCAAAGCAAACGGGCUACGGAAAUACGGAUUCCACGGAAUCAGCUACUCGUUCAUUCUACGCUCCGUCGCACAGUUCCUGGGUAAACCGACCGAAUCUACUAACGUGAUCGCAAUGCAUAUCGGCAGUGGAGCUUCGAUCUGCGCGAUCAAGGAUGGCAAAUCGAUUGAUACUUCAAUGGGCCUUACACCCCUAGCUGGGUUACCCGGCGCAACGCGAAGCGGCUCUAUAGAUCCCUCGCUGGUAUUCCACUACACGAGCGAGGCGGGGAAAUUGAGUCCCGGCAGCACCAAGGAGAUGCACAUUAGCACGGCCGAGGAAAUUCUCAACAAAAAAUCCGGCUGGAAAGCUCUGACCGGCACCACCGAUUUCGCCAAAAUCGCCGUCUCAGACGCACCGGAUACACACAAGCUAGCGUUCGAUAUCGUGGUCGAUCGUAUUCUAGGCUAUAUUGGGAGUUACUACGUCAAGCUAAACGGACAGGUAGACGCUAUCGUAUUUGCGGGCGGCAUUGGCGAGAAGAGCGCAUUAUUGCGCCGGACGCUGGUUGAGCAAUGCCGGAGUCUAGGUGUGGCGAUUGAUCCGGGCGCUAAUGACAAGGGGCCGGGUGACGAGACAGUCAAAGAUAUCUCCCUUGACGGCAAGGGGCCUCGAGUGCUGAUCUGCCAAACCGACGAACAGUUCGAGAUGGCGUAUAGCGUUUGUGCGCGAUGA
Penicillium longicatenatum is the source of this 1230-nucleotide messenger RNA. RefSeq lists its product as uncharacterized. The transcript is spliced from 6 exons. Gene Ontology annotation, biological process: acetate metabolic process; phosphorylation. Gene Ontology annotation, molecular function: acetate kinase activity. Bases 1 to 1230 code for a protein of 409 amino acids. NCBI's taxonomy places the organism in Eukaryota, Fungi, Ascomycota, Eurotiomycetes, Eurotiales, Aspergillaceae. The record is from RefSeq and is a predicted model, not a curated record.